Molecule: messenger RNA, 852 nt
Organism: Helianthus annuus (common sunflower)
Lineage: Eukaryota; Viridiplantae; Streptophyta; Magnoliopsida; Asterales; Asteraceae
Exons: 3
Coding region: 92-766 (224 amino acids)
Biological process (GO): proteolysis
Molecular function (GO): cysteine-type peptidase activity
Source: RefSeq, a predicted model, not a curated record
UGUAGAUGUUUUAAACUUUGAAGAGAAAAAAAGGGACAGAAAAUCAUCACCCUACAGGCUGUUCUUACCAACUACAAUAUUGCAAGACGAAAUGUUUGAGCCAAAAAUCACAGAUAGUGAUCGAUUGAAAGUAUUCGGACCAGGCGUAGACGAUAUAUUGUGUAAGUAUCAGGUGAAGAAAGUUGACAAAGUUGAUCUCAUCUUCAUUCCAGUACUACUUUCUGAUCAUUACUGGUGCCUAUGCUUUAACAUGAAAAAUGGAGAUAUCGAGUUAAUCGAUAACUCUCGGUAUGCCGAAUCGUUUACCAAACGCUACCGUGGACGCCCCGAAAAGCUGCGGAGAGUCCUAGUGCUAUACCUAAAAGGCAAACUUGGACAAAAAGAGUGGAUAACAAAGUUGGAAAAAGCAAAAAUAAUUCGAAAGGAAAUGGAGUGGAGAACUCUUCAAAAUGGUAGUGACUGUGGUGUCUUCACUAUGAGGCAUAUGGAGACAUACAAGGGCAAAUCUCCAUGGAAUGCAGGGUUUAAAACGGAAGACCAGAAAGAAAUGCAAGAUUCACAACUACGGUUUUUGCGGUACAGGUAUCUUAGUAAGAUUGUAUUGUCCGACUACAAUCUUAUAAGGAAGGAGGUAUACGACAAAGCUACGGACUUUAUGGCGAAUUCGAUCCCCGCUGAUGCUUUGCACGAUCUAGAUAGCAAAAUAAGUAACAGAUUAGAGCAGUUCUUCAAGCUCAAAAAGAGGAAACAAAAUGAAAAGUCGUAGGACUACUAUCUUGCUGUCUUUUGUUCCAAACAUCUUUGUCAUUUGGAUUUUUUAUUUCUAUUUAUAAUUCUAAUAAUUUCUAGUUA